AUGUAUCGUGCUCGAAGCUACUUCAAAUUCAAGGAACCUGGCUUCCUUCGUCUGCCUACUGGUAAGGGAGACCAGUGGGGUAGACGAUCCGACAUGGACACGAAAUUUCGUUUGCGGAUACUUGCUGACCUUGGUCAUCAAAAUAAGAACUUGAUUGAACGGUACCCCGAGCCAUAUAUUGGCAACAAUGGUCGCAAGCAGGCGUACUGGGUUGAAUUUAAACGUCCCGAUCAUCAAAAUGGUCACUGUGUACGAGCCAAAAUGGGCAUGCGUGCCGCCUGCAAAUCAUCAAUUGAUCUUCCAUUUGCGAACGAUAUAUAUGGCCAACGUCUUUCUCAACGUGCUUCGGCCUAUUUCAAUUUGCUGUUCUGUUUGCUGUGCUAUUCUUUCGUGUCUCACGGCUCAACUAUUCCUCAGGCCUUGAGCUUCAGAGUCACGUAUCCUGUUGUCGAUAUUCCAAUUCAAUUGUUCGAUUUGGAGUUCGCUUACUUUCCUCGUUGGUCGGCUUGCAAGAUACUGCCUUAUUUUUUGCGGUGUCAUUUCGCUGUAUAUGCGCUUGUUAUCAACGAGUUCCCUACACUGACACUUGACAAACUUUGGUGCUACUUGUGCCCCACUUGGGUUCCUGGCGGUGCUCUUAUCUGUAUCUUAAUGCAACAGUUCAUCUGCGCUGGCAUCCUGUUAAAACUCUUGUACUGCCGCUCUGAAGCAGCUGCAUACUCGACUUUCGAUAGUCUGAAUGCUAUACUCGCAGACAUCUUUACGUGA
Molecule: messenger RNA, 768 nt
Organism: Suillus subalutaceus
Lineage: Eukaryota; Fungi; Basidiomycota; Agaricomycetes; Boletales; Suillaceae
Exons: 7
Coding region: 1-768 (255 amino acids)
Source: RefSeq, a predicted model, not a curated record